CCUCACUGUUUACUUCCGGUGUAAAAGUUCAAAUUUGCUCUGUGUUUCUGUGGUUUAUGGGGCAGCGUUUUUUGCUUUUUCAGAAUUUGCCAAAACUGAAUAACCGAGAAAGCUAAGUUGUCAGUGUCAAAUAUGUCAUCUGAUAAAAUAAUCGGACCUGCCUUACCCCCAAUGUUCAUACAGGAGGAGAACGAUAAAGAUUCUGAUAACGAAAAAGGAUUCGUCGCUGGCCCCGCUUUGCCUCCCGGUUAUAAACGGGGAGAGCCGUCGAGCUCCUCGGAUGAGAGUGAAGAGGAGGUGGCGAUCAAAAAAGCAAAAACAAGACACACAACUGCAGACAGAUCUGCAGAAAAGGUAGGGAGUACAGUGGAACAAGAAGAUGAUGAUGAUGGUUUCUUUGGUCCAGCCCUGCCACCAGGAUUUAAGAAACAACAGGGUUCACCAGAAAGGCCACCUGUGCUGGGACCAGCUUUGCCUCCUGGGUUUCGCAGAGCAGCAUACGAAGAUGACGACGAUAAAGACGGUGAAGAUAGAGAGGAUUUCCCAGGGCCUGCCCUUCCUCCAGGCUACCAGGCUGAGUCCUCUAGCAGCGAGGAUGAAGAUGUGAUUGGGCCCAUGCCCUCUAAGGGGCCUGUUCAAGACUCUGUGGCUCUGGACUUUGAGCGUCGAGCGCGAAAGAUGAGAGAGAAGCUGACACAAGACGAAACUCCUGAGGUCCUGACCAGAGAAACAUGGAUGACAGAGCUCCCACCAGAACUGCAACACAUUGGCUUGGGGGCUCGAACUUUCAAGAAGAGGUCAGGUCCAGAGAAUAAGGAUCGCUCCAUUUGGACGGAUACGCCAGCGGACAGGGAGCGCAAGACUAGGGAACGCCUUGAGGGAAAGAAGAAGGGUGAUGUGGGGAAAGAUGAUGUCCCACAACUCUCCCAGAAGGACUUGGAAAUGGCAGAGAAAGUGUCUAAGUAUAAUGACACUAAACGCGCUGAGUCUCUGAUGAGUUUGCACACGAAGAAGAUGAAGGAGAAAGCAAAGGAGAAGGCAGACCAACCAGUGGAGAGGAGACCAUUCGAUCGAGAAGCAGACCUGCAAGUGAAUCGAUUUGAUGAUGCUCAAAAGCAGCGACUGCUGAAGAAAUCUCAGGAAUUGAAUACACGUUUCUCCCACAGCAAAGACCGAAUGUUCCUGUAAUUGUCAUAAUGUAAAAAAGGUGUUUGAAUGUGCAGACUUCAAGUCACAGUCUGGCUGGUGGCAUUUUUGUGGAGGGUUUGUAUAAUAUGAUCAAUGUUUCUAUGGAUGGUCAUGUGUUAAACAAAUGGACAUAAAAUGGAGUUGUAUGCUGGCCCAAGAGGUGACUAAAAUGGACUUAAGACUACAAAUACAUGGCAGACGUGUCUAUGUAUGGGAGCUCAUGUUGCUGACUGGGAGCAAUGCUACAGCAUAUGUUUCAAUCAAAGCAGUAGCCAUUGGAGCUUGUAUUUUUCCAGGAGACACUUUACUAGGGCUGAUGAUAUGAAAGAAAAGAUACAAAUAAAUGAAAUAUUUUUCCAACACUGAUAUACAGUUUACCAGGUUCUCUUUUGAGAAUGUAGAAUGUAAGAAAUUUUGCUGUAAAAUGCGUUGUUAUGCUGUAGCGAUACAGCAGUGUCCAAUAUGCUUUUGCCAGUUUUCUUUAAGUUGAUUAAACAUUGGUUUUUAACCUUC
Scatophagus argus is the source of this 1701-nucleotide messenger RNA. RefSeq names its product GPALPP motifs containing 1 (gene gpalpp1). Lineage: Eukaryota; Metazoa; Chordata; Actinopteri; Scatophagidae. The record is from RefSeq and is a predicted model, not a curated record. The transcript is spliced from 7 exons. The coding region runs from base 133 to 1188 and encodes 351 amino acids.